Molecule: messenger RNA, 3751 nt
Organism: Cimex lectularius (bed bug)
Lineage: Eukaryota; Metazoa; Arthropoda; Insecta; Hemiptera; Cimicidae
Product: probable sodium/potassium/calcium exchanger CG1090
Exons: 11
Coding region: 331-2067 (578 amino acids)
Biological process (GO): intracellular calcium ion homeostasis; calcium ion transmembrane transport
Cellular component (GO): membrane
Molecular function (GO): calcium channel activity; calcium, potassium:sodium antiporter activity
Source: RefSeq, a predicted model, not a curated record
GGGCCCGGGGUCGUAACUGUAUAGGAGAGAGGUAUUUGAUUCUCCCUUGCACACUCUCCCUCUAUCUCUCUCUUGCUCCGUGCCCAAAAGGCUCCCCGAGCGCAUGUCUGCCCAGCAUUGAACAAGACUCAGGAUUUCACUCAGUUUUCGGGGUGUGCGUGUGUGUUGACUGGGGAAAAAUUCGCCUGUUCUUCCUUUUCAAGUAUUCUUCCGACACUUUUUUCCUCAAUAUGCUCGUUUAAAAGACGUAAAUAUAUUGUAAUGUUUUUUUAAAUUGACUUACCAAUUCCCCCCAAAUUUUACUGGCGUCUGAUUUAUAAAUAAAAAAAGAUGGCCAGACAGCGAAGGCUGACUUUCACCAUAUAUUGGGGUAUUAGCAUCAUCUUGUAUGCGUUUGUACAGUCUUCCUCAGAACAAACCACAAAAAUACCAAGUACAACAACACCAAGUGCAUCAAUACCAAGCACAUCAAUACCAAGUACAAUGCCAAGGUCCACAGUUUUAACACCAACGAUGACUUCAAGGGAAGAAGAGAAAUUUACGACAGCGAUGACGCCUAAUGAACAGCAUUUUGUCCCUUUAAAUGAAGGGGAGAGGAAUUGUACACCACCUGCGAUAGAACAAUUUCCUAGGCCUCUGAUCAGCCCUUCGAGUCGGAAGCACGGAGCUAUCAUCAUACACGUCCUAGUUUGCAUUUAUUCUUUCAUAGGUUUAGCUAUUGUCUGUGAUGAUUAUUUUGUCACUUCUCUUGACAGGAUAUGCGAAGUACUCAAAUUGUCACCGGAUGUGGCAGGUGCCACAUUUAUGGCUGCAGGUAGCUCAGCUCCUGAACUUGCUACUGUCGUUAUAGCUGUUUUCUUUGCUAAAGAUGACAUUGGAGUGUCUGGAGUGAUCGGUUCGGCUGUAUUCAAUAUUAUGUUUGUCAUUGGUAUCUGUGCAUUAUUCGGUGGCACUGUGUCCUAUCUUAAUUGGUGGCCCUUAUGCCGAGAUUCGUUUUUCUACUUGCUUUCCAUAUUAGUAAUGCUCAUUGUUAUAUUUGACGACCUAAUCACUUGGGGUGAAAGCUUUUUCAUGUUACUGAUGUAUAUUGCAUACUGUACUGUACUCGCUUUCAAUAAGCCUCUUGAGAAAUGGGCACAGACUCUACCCGUUCCGUGCAAAAACAUCCAUCACGAGACAUUGGGAGGUAAUUACCAGCAGCCGCAACAGCCUGUACAACAAGGGCUAAAUGAACAACAGCAGCUCGUCUCUUACAAGACAUUAGAUGACAAAGAAGGAUACUCUACUACGAGGCAAGAUGGUGGAUUUUCAAAUGUGGCAAACGGUGAGAGUGGAGUGGUACAGAUGCAUGAUGUUGGACCGUCGCAUAUGAAUGGGCAGAACAAACCGGAAUACUACAGAGCAAAGGAACCAACCACAACUCAGGUCUCUCCUCUUCUGAAACCUGAAACCGAUGACAGAAUGACUCUGAUUCAGUGGCAUCUUUGUUACCCCAUUCACUAUACCGCACAGGCAACGAUGCCAGAUUGCCGCCUUGAAAAGUACGCCAACUGGUAUCCAUUUACAUUUUUAGUUUCGAUGAUAUGGAUAUCGUUCUACUCUUACAUCAUGGUCUGGAUGAUAACGAUAAUCGGAAGUACUCUUGGAAUCCCUGAUACAGUAAUGGGUCUUACAUUUGUCGCUGCGGGAGUCAGUGUUCCUGAUGCGCUUUCAAGUCUUGCGGUUGUAAAAGAAGGCUAUGGGGAUAUGGCUGUUUCAAAUGCCGUAGGAAGCAACGUCUUUGAUAUUCUAAUCUGCCUAGGUCUUCCAUGGUUUAUAAAAACAGCAAUUAUCAAACCUGGAAGCUAUGUUAAAGUAUUCAGCAAAGGUUUGACGUAUUCAACAUUAACUUUGUUAUCAACAGUGGUAUUUCUGGUUGGAAUUACACAUUUGAACGGUUGGAAAAUGGACAAGAGAUAUGGCAUAACGUUGAUAUUAUGGUAUAUAUUUUUCAUCUGUUUUGCUUCGCUGUAUGAGCUCAACGUAUUUGGGAACAUGAACCCUCCUGAAUGUUCAACUGACUAUUAAAAUUGUUUUUCUUUGUCUCUUUUUCUUCCUAUUGUUAUAAGCGUAUUCAUCUAGCAAUGUGUUGAGAAUGCGCCUCGAUAUCAACAUUAUCAAUGUAUUUUAUUUUCUGCAAAAGAAUACCUUUAAAUGUUAAAACUGUAUUUUAUAUAGUACCCUUUUUUUAUCAUAAGGAUAGAAUGGCUGUUUACACAAUCUUCCCAGUAAUAAAGAGCAUACUUUUACUUACCCAGCACAUUUUCAGUUAAUAAAAUAUUAAUGUGCCCAUAUUUGUUACAUAAUUAAUAUAGUGAUUUGAUGCUUAUUACCACUAUUUCAUAAUAGUUAUGAUAAAAACAGUGAUACAAUUUAUUCCAUCAUUCAUUAGAAGAAUUGACUACCAUUCUGACAUACCAAUAAAAAAGCCUUAAAAACACAAAUAUUUUACAUUGUUUUGUUAAAAUAAAGCAAAUAACUUGUUUUUAUAAAUAAACUAACUACACGUUAAAUCAAUUAGUGAGAAAGCUUAGCAUAUCUUAGAAAAAAGUUAAAUAAAACAAAAAAUAAUAAGGUUUUUAAAUAUAAAAAAUGUGUACAUAUUCCUAGAGGUUUAGUGCUUAUAUAAUAAAAGUAAAAAGUGUAAAAAAACUUGGAUUAUUAGUGAACGAAAGGGGAAGUAAACAAUAUUGAAACUAUAAUUAAGAAACAAGUGACAAUAAGUUAAAAGCCUUAAAAUUUAGAAUGUAACUAGUUAUAAAGUGCGAACACUUUGUUAUAAGAGGGGAAUGUAUAAAAUGUGGUUGUGAGAUAGUAAAUACCACGUUUAGAAUAGUAUUUUUUUUUAUCAGUCCUUCUAAUAUUUUUUAAUUUUCAGAUUUUAAGAAUACAAUUUUAUUACUUAUUAAAUAAAGAUGUGAAAAAAUAAGAGAAACAUAGUUUGAAUGUUAGGUUUUUCUCUGUUUCAUUUUUGAACAUGAAUUAAUAAAAUAUCGAAUAAAACUGAAAAUGAUUAGAAAACUAAAAUGGAAUAAAUACUUUCUUAAAGAGUUAAUGGUAUAAUAAGGGCAAGAGUGUGAGAAAGUUAAAUGGUAGUUAUAAAUAAGCACAUUAUAAUUGUUAUGUCUGCACAAAUUAAAAUUCUAUACAAUUUAAAUGUGAGACUUUCUGAUUUUCCUCUUAUUUAUGAAAAUUAGAUAGCCUGUUAAUGAAAUGUUUUAUAGUUUCCAAACUCCAAAACCUAAAGGUCUAUUAAUAGUUUGCAAUAUCAUAUUUGUAUGUUACGUUAUCACACAAAUAGACUAAUAAAAUAAUACAAAUUAUGUAAAAUCUGCUCAGUUGUUAAAAAAUAUUUAUUGUAAUAUAUAAUUAUUGUUAAAUGUGAUUGCAACAUUGGAAAAAUAAACAAUAAACAUCCAAAUUAAACAAGUGAUUUAAUUUUUCCCUAUAAAUAUUUUAUAUCUAAUAAUACAGUGAACAAUAUUGCACAUGCUUAGAAUUAUAGCAGGGAGCAUCUUCAAAAUGGGAGAAUAAUAAUACUAGAACUCCAAAACUAGUAAUUCAUAUACUCAAUUUUAUUUGAAGUAUAUUAUUAAGAGGUAAUCUUCGUUUAAAGCCAAAGUUUUGAAAAUGCUGCAUUAUUUUCUAACCGAAAUAAGUACAAAUAAAAAGAAAAAGAAAGGAACAAUAAAAAUACGGAAGUUAAGAAAAC